AUGCUGUUGGGUCUUCCCAUUGACGGUAACGAAGUGAAUGGUCCUGUUCAACUACCCAAUAGUCAAUGUGAGGAAUUGUUGGGCAAAGAUAUGUUAGGUCAAGGUGAUGCGAGGGGACAAGGUAUUUUUCUUACUCAACUUAAGGAUCAUUAUGAAAGUCUUCAAUUGAAUGACAAUUCAACCGAGGAAGAAAAAAUAAUAAAAGCUAGAAAUUACAUUAUGAUGAUGUUUGGUUGCUUCUUAUUUCCCGAAAGUACGGGCAAUAGUGUCAAUAUGUUGUAUUUACCAUUGCUUCGAGAUUUUAACCAAACAAGAGAGUAUAGUUGGGGUUCCGCUGUUUUAGCCUUUCUAUACGCUUCAUUGUGUAAGUGUGCAAAAAAACGCUUGUACUUUCUUUGGAUGCACCCUCUUGCUGCAAGUAUGGGGUUUUGCGUAACGGGCAUGAAUUACACGAAGAAUCCUCGACGACAUCUAGCCACGUAUCGAAAUCUUUUGGAUCACCUUGGGGAAGGCGAUUUUAUUUGGAGACCAUAUUUGGGUUUGGAGCAUCAACCCAACCAAGAGGAUAUGGAAAUUUGGACUGCAAAAACCGCAAUCAUACGGUUCAACAUUGUGGAGAUGCACCAAAGCGACCGAGUUAAAAUGCAAUUCGGCAUGCUUCAAGAUAUUCCGUCUGACCCAACUUGUUUGGAUCCUUGGCAUCAAAAAAGGGUCGACGGUCAGUGGGAUAUUGUUAACUGGCAAAAUUUUGCACCGGAAUGCUGUAGGAUGUGGAGGAGACGUGCCCGACAUGUGUUGUUGUUUCCUAUUUUCCCCGAUGUGCAUCCUAUGCAACACACACGUCAAUAUAUGUCAUGGUACAGAAUGGUUACUAACCCUGAGAUGUUUGUGGUUGAGCCGAGGUAUUUGGUCGACCCACGCACACGUUGGGCAUCGACAUCAAAUCAACAACAACAAUACCAACCAACACACACCACCCAACAAGUAAACCAACCAGAAUACCAACAACCGUUCACCACCGAACAACAAUACUAA
Messenger RNA from Vicia villosa (hairy vetch), 1035 nucleotides. RefSeq names its product protein MAIN-LIKE 2-like. The transcript has 3 exons. NCBI's taxonomy places the organism in Eukaryota, Viridiplantae, Streptophyta, Magnoliopsida, Fabales, Fabaceae. Gene Ontology annotation, biological process: meristem development; meristem maintenance. Bases 1 to 1035 code for a protein of 344 amino acids. The record is from RefSeq and is a predicted model, not a curated record.